Molecule: messenger RNA, 2291 nt
Organism: Zingiber officinale
Lineage: Eukaryota; Viridiplantae; Streptophyta; Magnoliopsida; Zingiberales; Zingiberaceae
Product: transmembrane and coiled-coil domain-containing protein 4-like
Source: RefSeq, a predicted model, not a curated record
CAAUAAACGAAACCAAACGAUACCUUGUGCAUCGCGAAGGAGCCGAAGACCGCUUCCAGUAUCUGCUGAUCCUACGGUGGUGUUCAUCGCUACCCUCCUGAGAAGUAACUGGUCCGGUGACAAUGGCCUCCUCGAUGCUAAGUGCGACGCAGAGAUACGCGGCAGGAGCGCUUCUGGCACUCGCCCUCCGCCAGGCUCAGAUCCAUCAGAUUCACCCCCUUGGCUCCGACGUCUCCGAAGUUGAUCCCAACGCAAGGGACAGGUGCAGCUCCGCUAGCGCCACUAGCAGUGAGAGUGACGGCGACGAUCCCGAACUCUGGACACAUCAGUCCCGAGGUCUUCUCCGCCCUGUUUUCAGGUUUUUGAACAUUGAUUCCAAGGCCUGGCUAGGAUUGGAGGAGACUGCUGGGUCAUCGGAAGUCACACAUCACAUAGGAGCGUAUAUGAGAAUGAUUUUUGAAGAAGACGGUGAAAUUUCUUCAGAGAAGGAUGAGCUAGAAUUCGCUUUAAAAAAGGGAGUUGAUGCCAUGUCAAUGAGCUUAGAAACUUCUUCUGGCAAGGUAUCCUGUGAGAAGCAUCAGAAUCAGGAUCAGGAAGAUUUUGACAAACCUACCUUAUUGGCAUCCCAUAAGAGCUUAGAGAAGACAUCAGAAACAUGUCCAACUUUGGAAAACAGAAAUUUGAAGGUGUCUCUUAAAAUGGAGGACUUACAAAAUCAGUUUGACAGCCAAUGCAGUGAAGGACCAAUAAUAACAGACUCUCCUUUUUAUCAAAAGAGGAGACUGGUAGUGUUGUAUGAACUCCUUUCUGCAUGUGUGGCCGAUAUACCUCAAGAUGACAAAAUAUCUAAGUUUCGAAAUGGCUAUGAUGCUAGACAUCGUGUUGCCAUACGGUUGUUAGCAACUUGGCUUGAUGUUAAGUGGAUCACAGUGGAGGCUAUGGAGAUAAUGGUUGCUUGCUCUGCAAUGGCUGCAGCAAAAGAGGAAGUACAGUCCCAAGAAAAUGAAUCUGAAAAGAGCAAAUGGUCAAAAUGGAAACGUGGUGGAGUCAUAGGUGCAGCCGCAUUGACUGGAGGAGCUUUGAUGGCUCUAACUGGAGGUUUGGCUGCUCCAGCAAUUGCUGCAGGGUUUGGUGCUUUAGCUCCCACAUUAGGGACUCUAAUCCCUGUUAUUGGAGCAAGUGGAUUUGCUGCCAUAGCUACUGCUGCAGGAUCUGUAGCUGGUUCUGUAGCAGUUGCUGCUUCCUUUGGAGCUGCUGGAGCUGGAUUGACUGGAAGCAAAAUGGCAAGAAGAAUUGGGGGUAUUGAAGAAUUUGAAUUUAAGAAUGUUGGAGAAAAUCAUAAUCAGGGCCGCCUUGCUGUGGGAAUAUUCACCUCUGGUUUUGCUUUUGAAGAAGUAGAUUUUAUUAGGCCUUGGGAAGGGCUGCAAGAUAAUUUGGAGACUUAAGUGGGAAUCCAGGAACAUAAUUGCCCUGAGCACUGCAAUUCAGGAUUGGCUUACAUCAACGUUAACGAUGGGGUUAAUGAAACAAGGUGCAAUGAUGACUGUGCUAAGCUCUCUUAUGACUGCACUAGCAUGGCCAGCUACCUUAAUUGCAGCUACAGAUUUUAUUGAUAGCAAGUGGUCAAUUGCUAUUGAUAGGUCGGAUAAAGCAGGAAAGCUUCUAGCUGAAGUGUUGUUAAAAGGAUUGCAGGGAAAUAGGCCAGUCACACUUGUUGGCUUUUCAUUAGGAGCUCGUGUUGUAUACAAGUGCUUGCAGACACUGGCCACAUAUGAAGAUAAUGAGGGAAUUAUAGAAAGAGUUGUCCUUCUUGGUGCACCUGUAUCAGCCAAAGGUGAGCAAUGGGAUAUUGCAAGAAAGAUGGUUGCUGGGAGAUUUAUAAAUGUUUAUUCCACAAAUGACUGGAUACUUGGAGUGGCUUUUCGUGCAAGUUUGUUGACCCAAGGUUUGGCUGGAAUACAACCCAUUGAUUCUCCUGGGAUUGAAAAUAUUGAUGCUACUGAUUACAUUGACCGGCACUCUUCAUAUCUUUGGACGACCCAGCACAUUCUGGAGCAACUUGAACUUGAUACUUAUUAUCCGGUUUUCAAUCAUAUCCCCUUGGAUACUUACCAGGAUAUCAGAAAUCAAUCCAGCUAGGCUUGUAUGAAUCCAGUGCGAUCCAAAAUUGUACGACGGUAGAUUGUUACAUUUUGUUGAAAUGAAUAAAUUUAAUGUACCAUAUAUUUUACUAAAAAAUUGUGACUCAUUUUACUAAAUUGUAUAUCAUAUGAAGCAUUAUUGAAUUUAAA